AUGGAUGAUAUUGACUGGAACUCAUUUAUAGCAUUUCCUAAUAAUAGUGACUUAGAAGAUAUAAAUCUUUUAUUUUCCUUACCUUCUAAAUCUUCUAAUGAAAAUUUUGCCGAUAUGAAUUCUCCACCACCUUCUGGUUACGAAAAUAAUAGCCUAGUUAACACAAGUCUUUUUUUGCCACUCUCUGAAUCUAACAAUAAUUGUCUACAAACUUCUAUACAUGGAAAUACCUCAUAUGAUCAUAAUAGCGAUUAUGACAAUAUCUCUUAUUCUAAAUCCUCUAACGAUAAUUUUGAAGAUACGAAUCUUUCACCACCUUCUGGUUACGUAGAAGAAAAUAAGCUGGUUAAUACAAGGCUUUUUUCACCACUUUCUGAAUCUAACAAUAAUUGUCUACCAAUUUCUAUACACGGAAAUAAUGAGAAUAAUACCUCAUUUAAUGAACAUGAUAGCGACUUUGAUAACACCGAAACAAGCAUUUUGAGUAAUGAUAAUUAUGGAGAUUUAAAUACUUCAGGCUACCAAUAUAAUCUUCGUUUGGGUAGCUGUUUUGAUGAUUGGUUAUCUGUUGAUAACUUUAUACAUAAUUAUUGUUUAGAACAAGGCUUUGGGUAUCAAAUUUUCCGUAAUGAUAAAGAUCCAAAUGAUCCUACUAUAAUUCAUCGCAAAUCUUAUCGUUGUUCUUCAAGUGGCAUUUAUGAAGCUCAAAAAGUAAUUGAUCAAAAUUCACACCAUCUACGUGGUACUACAAAAACAAAUUGUGAAUGGCAUUGCAAUUUUUCAUUUCCAAAAACUUCUCAUGAGAUAAAAUAUACAAUAUUUCAAAAUACACAUAACCACGAAAUUAAUCCUGGGCAAGUCUCUGAUGUUAUCGCUAGAUAUCGACGUCUUAAUAAUGAAAUGGUCCAAGACAUUAAAUUUUUUUUGGAAUGCAAAGUGGCUCCUAUUACUCAACUAGAGAUACUUAAAAAGAAGUAUCCGCAACAUGUGUUUCAUAAGCAUGAUGUAUAUAACACAAUAUAUAAACUGUGCCAAAAUAAUGAUGAGAGACUUGAUUCUGUUUCUUUGCUUGACAGUCUUUUUGAAAAAAUGUCCUCAGAUCCAUGCUGGAAAGUAUUUAUCAAACAUUCUUGUAACAAACGUCGUUUGUCGGGUGUUUUUUGGAUGUUACCUUUUCAGCAAGAACUAUAUUGGUGGUUUUCUGACGUAGUACUUAACGAUAACAUGUACAAGACGAAUAAAUACAACAUAUAUUUAAGUGUUUUUAUGGUUAAAGAUAAUUAUGGAAGAUUUAGAAAUGUGGCAAAUGCAUUAGUGAAAGAUGAACUUUCUUCAACAUAUGUUUGGAUAUUGGAAUGCUUAACAAAAGCAACAAACGAUAUAGUUCCAAAGUCAUUUUGGACUGAUUCUGAGUCUGGUUUAAUUAGCGCAGUUUCUCAAGUUUUUUCAAAUACACCUCACUUUUAUUGUUUGUUUCACAUCUUGCAAAAUAUAAUCAAACACCUUAGAGUAUCUUUGGGUUCGAAUUUCAAUGAGUUUAAAAAAGCUUUUUUUUCAUGUCGAAAUGCGUUAAGCAUAGAGGUUUUUGAACAUCAAUGGGAGUUUAUGGUGAAGACAUUUCCAGGAUGUGACCGUUAUAUGACGAAAAAAUUCACACUUUGCGAAGUCGAAGAGGCAAUCAAUAAAAGACAUGAAGCUGAAAUUAGAUAUUGCAAGUUGACGGACAUUAAGGCUCAGCAUUCAAUAAUUGGACUUCCACAUAUUUCAUCUCAAUUCUUUUCAAAUGUUGAUACAGUUCUUGUUAAUUUUUUAACACCUCUUAUAUUAUCUUUACAACGUUUUCAAAUUUCCCAAUCUUUUACUUACGAAGGGCGAUUAGAGCAUUCAGUACCUGAAGACUUGAAUCUUGAUAUUAUAAAUGAUAGUUUUAUAGAGGAUAUGGUCGAUGAACCACAAGCAACACUAAAGGCUCUUUUGGAUGGUACUGAUAUGUCUAUGAUUGUUGAAGUAUGGAGAAUUCGCCGCAUAGGAGGUUUUUCUCAUAAAGAUAAUUUAGUAGAUAAUAUUUUGGCGAAACUAAAUGAAGUUCUUAAAAACUCUCCAGUGCUUACAGCCUUAAAACCAUCAGCCGGUGAUACAAUUCAAGCAAAUUUUACUCUUCAGACUUUUUCAACGGCUAAAACUGCGAUUAACAUUGCAUUGGAAAUGAACUGUGAUAAUGAAUUAGUUCAACUAUUAAAAAACUUUAUAUUAACUAAACAAAAUAGUCGCAAUAAGAAUGAUACCUCAGAAGAGGCCGAAAGCAAUAAAAAUAAUAACAUUGACAAUAGUAUUAUUACCUUGCAACAAAAUUUGAUUGAUCAAACAAAUGAUCUACAUGUUACUAAAAUUCGAGGUGCUCCUAACAAGAAAAGAAUCAAAAGCGCUAUAGAAGUGUCGAAAAAGAAAAAUAUAAUGCAGGAAAUUACAAGUACAAAUAAUGUACAAGAAAAUUAUAUUGAAGAAUCAAGCUCAAGACCACAACGGAGAUGCCUGUUAUGUGGAACACCUGGCCAUUAUCAAAAAAAGUGUCCAAAUACUAAAGAAAACUGA
This is a messenger RNA of Dentiscutata erythropus, 2592 nucleotides long. Lineage: Eukaryota; Fungi; Glomeromycota; Glomeromycetes; Diversisporales; Gigasporaceae. The record is from the annotation of a GenBank genome assembly.